This is a messenger RNA of Sander lucioperca (pikeperch), 1114 nucleotides long. RefSeq names its product heterochromatin protein 1-like. Gene Ontology annotation, molecular function: chromatin binding. Gene Ontology annotation, biological process: negative regulation of transcription by RNA polymerase II; chromatin organization. Lineage: Eukaryota; Metazoa; Chordata; Actinopteri; Perciformes; Percidae. The record is from RefSeq and is a predicted model, not a curated record. The transcript has 4 exons. Gene Ontology annotation, cellular component: pericentric heterochromatin. The coding region runs from base 151 to 819 and encodes 222 amino acids.
CUCGGCGGUGACAAAGGAUCUGUUAUUUUUCUCUGGUAAAAAUUUAGUGUUACAGGACCGCUGAUAACAGUCACUGAACCGGACAGAAGUGAGGAUAACACAUGGGAGCCUCAAGACAACCUGGACGGCCCCGACCAUAUCGCAGAGUACAUGCAGAAACACAAGGAGGAGGAGGAGAAAAAGGAGGGCAAGAGGAAAGUUGUCAGUGAGACCUCGGGAGACUCAGAGGAGCGAGGGAGCAAGAGGAAGAAGGAGGAGGAGCCCUCAGCAGACGUCAAGCUGGCGACCGUAGGAGCAAAGAAGGACAAGAAGGCUGAGGAGGAGGAGGAGCAGCCUGCAGCAUUGAAGGAGGAGGAGGAAGAGGAGGAGGUGCAGCCUGCAGCAGUGAAGGAGGAAGAGGAGGAGUAUGAGGUGGAGAAGAUUUUGGACCACAGAGUGGUAAAUGGAAGAGUAGAGUUUCUGCUGAAAUGGAAGGGGUUCUCAGAUGAGGAUAACACAUGGGAGCCUCAAGACAACCUGGACGGCCCCGACCAUAUCGCAGAGUACAUGCAGAAACACAAGGAGAAGGAGGAGAAAAAGAAGGACGGCAAGAGGAAAGUUGUGAGUGAGACCUCGGGAGACUCAGAGGAGCGAGGGAGCAAGAGGAAGAAGGAGGAGGUGAGAGAAGGAAAGAGGUUACUCCAGACUGAAGAGUCCCAGAAAUCUAAUCUCAAUAUUAAUGAAUGCACACAGAGGGUUUCACAAAUGUCUUUUAGGAUUUAUAUAGAAAUGACUCUCCACAUUGCAAUAUACACAUGCAUAUACAUACAUGCAAAAUAGUAGAGGUGCAAUGGAUCACCAAACUCACGGUUCAGUUUGGAUCACGGUUUUGAGUCACAGAUCGGAUACAUUUUUCAGAUCAGCACAAAAAGGGAGGAAUUUAAAUGAUUUAUUAAAAAUGUAAUAAUAACAUAACAAUAAUAACUUAUUUCACCAGUAAAUUGCUGUAAAACAACAAAAACAGAUGAGAAAAGGGUAUUUUACAAUAACUUUGAAUGCACUACAAGGUUUACCUGUUUCAAGUUAAUGCAGUAUUUACGAUAUAUGGUGCAGCCCUAGCUCCAACUGUUAAUUU